CAUUUGCAUAUUGUUAUGUUGUGAUGGUGAGAUGCGCGCGAACAGACACACAGGAGCGAGCGCGUGAGGAGCAGCUGAAUGCAGACGGGAAUAUGAGUCGAUAGUGAGAAUCUUAUUCCCUUUCAAGUGAUUCGCAUGAGUCACGAAUGGAUCCUUUUUUAACUCCCGGAAAGAAACUUUUUUUAAUCUAUUUAUUAUUCUUUAUCUUAAUAUAUCAAGCACAUAUUACGAGGGGAAAUGAAGAACUGAAUUUAACAAAGCAGCAUGAUUAUGAAAGCAGCGCGAGCAGCAGGAUAAUGCUGGAGAAAUGGGAUCCCGCUUCCCAAACCGAGCAGAAAAUCUUAUUAGAGAGGAACACAUCAUCAGCAGAGCAAACAGAAGCCCAGAAGCCAUCAUCCCGCAGAGCCAGUGGUGACUGUACAUCUCCUUGUCUGAAUGGGGGUCAGUGUGUCCAUCCAGAUGCCUGUAACUGCACUUUAUACCAUGCUACUGGAACACACUGUCAGACAGUCCCCAAUCUAGGCUUUGAGCGAGAGAUGACGUGUCGCUCGUGGGGGCAGUACAACUACGAAACCUUUGAUGGUCUUUAUUACUUCUUCCCUGGGAAGUGUAGCUACACACUAGUGAGAGACUGUGAAGACAACAGUCAGUCAAGCGUGCAUAUACAGGUGCAUAAUGACCCGGAAUGCAAUUCUUUUCCAUACUCCUGCACACGUUCCAUCAGCCUCUUCCUUCCGUGGGAAGGAGAGAUUAGGUUACAGAACUUCAGUGUUACCUUCAAGGGUCAAAAUGUCCAGCUGCCCCAUAACAUCCAUGAUGUUGAGCUUGAGCGGAUAUCUGACUACAUUAUAGUGUCACAGCCACAGAGUUUCACUUUGGCCUGGCAGGGGCUCACUGGCUCUGUGUACAUUAAGAUGAGUCCUCAUUUUGUGGGUCGUACCUGUGGACUGUGUGGGAAUUUCAAUGCUGAUGUGCAGGAUGACCUGAAGACCAGUUAUGGUGUUUUCACCCAGGAUUUGGCCAUGUUUGGAAACAGCUGGUCAGAGGAGCAGCCAGAGCGAGCCAGAUGUCCUGCUGUCUCUUCUCUCUACCCCUCUCCGUGUGCCACACAAAGUCCUCUUGUCAUAUUGAAAGUAGAGGAAGUGUGUGCCACCCUUUUAAAGGAGCCGUUUAUGUCCUGCCAUGAGUUUGUCAGUCCAUUUUCAUAUAUGGCCAGCUGCUCCAAUGACCUCUGUCUGUCUGGUCCCAGUGCUGAUGUUGUGUGCCAGGUGUUUACAGAGUAUGCCAGGGCAUGUGCCCAUGCUGAACAUCCACUGCACGACUGGAGAGCACACUUUCCCGUUUGUGAUGUCGCUUGCCCCGGUGAGUUUCAUUUCAGAGAGUGCAUCCCAUGUUGCCCUACGCAAUGCAACAUGGAACGCAUGUGUAUAGACAGCAAGCUGCAGUGUUUGGAUGGCUGCUAUUGCCCUGCAGAUUUAAUCUAUGAGGAUGGAGUGUGUGUUAAGGUAUCCGACUGUCCAUGUGAGCACCACGGUAUGGUGUACCCCUCUGGACACAUCAUACAGGAAGACUGCAACAACUGCACAUGUGUGGGGGGAAUAUGGAACUGCACAGAGCACAACUGCCCAGGAGAAUGCUCUGUGACAGGGGAUAUGUUCUUCCAGUCGUUUGAUGGCCGUGUUUACACAUUUUCUGCUACGUGCCAGUACGUUUUAGCCAAGAGCAGAAACUCUGGGGGGUUCACUGUGACCAUCCAGAAUGCACCAUGUGGAACCAAUCUGGAUGGCGCUUGUAUUCAGUCCGUGAAUCUGGUGAUUGAUGAGGACCCACGUACUGAGAUCACAAUGAGUCACAGCGGAGAGGUUUUUCUAGCAAGCCAGUUCAGAAUCUCACUGCCAUAUUCAGAUGAUGUGUUUCAGAUCCAGGAGCUGUCGUCAAUGUUCGUCCAGGUGAAGUCAUCGCAGGGUCUGCGCCUGCAGUAUAACUGGAGAGAGUUCAGACUUUACCUGCAGUUGGAUGAGCAGUGGAGAGAUGACACUGUGGGGCUCUGUGGGACCUUCAAUGGCAACAUUCAGGAUGACUUUCUCGCUCCCUCUGGCAUGAUUGAAAGCACACCAUAUUUGUUUGGAAAUGCAUGGCGCGUGUCUUCGGCGUGUGUGCCGCGGCCCAGCUUACCCCAGCUUGACCCUUGUGACACACAUCAGCAAGCAGCCACCUAUGCAGUGGAGAAAUGUGAUGUGCUGAUGCAGGAGGUCUUUGCUGCCUGUCAUGAGUAUGUAAGUCCAGUAGGAUUUCAGCUGCAGUGUCGCGCAGACGUCUGUAAGUGUGGUGCGCCCUGCCUGUGCUCUGUCCUCGCUCACUAUGCCCGCACCUGCAGAAGACACGGCGUCAUCAUUGAGUUUCGCUCUCACCUGCCUGAGUGUGCCAUCUCAUGUCCGCCUACUAUGGAGUACGGAGUGUGUGUGUCUUCAUGUCAGCGCCGCUGCUUGUUUCUUUCUCUCCCACAGCCGUGUGGAGAUGAGUGUGAGGAGGGAUGUGUGUGUCCCGAAGGAACAUACUUUAACAUGCAUACACAAACCUGCGUGCCACGGAGUGAGUGUCCAUGCAGUUUUUUCAGCACCGAUUACUCACCUGGAGAUGUGAUCGUGACAUCAUCAGGUGUCCAAGUUUGCCAAGAUGGAAAACUGGUUUCCCAGAGCUCAGUUAUUGAUACGCUGUGUCCAUCAGGCCAGUUUUAUGAGGAUUGUGGAAACAGAGUGGACAGGCUCUCAGCCAGUAAAGGUUUAGCUUGCGAACAGACCUGUGAGUCGUUUUUACUCAACCUGACCUGCUCGGCCCACGAGCCAUGUGUACCUGGCUGCGUCUGUCCUGCAGGACUUCUAAAGCAUGGCGAUGAGUGUUUCGAGCCACAAUCAUGCCCUUGUUUGUGGAAAGGAAAAGAAUAUUAUCCAGGAGACAAAGUAUCUUCCCCCUGCCAUCAGUGUGUGUGUCAGCACGGGACGUUUCAGUGUGAUUUUCGACCGUGUCCAUCGAUGUGCACGGCUUAUGGAGACCGACACUAUCGCACGUUUGACGGGUUCCUGUUUGAUUAUAUUGGUGCCUGCAAGGUGUACUUGGUCAAGAGCUCAGUGGAUGUCGUGAUGAGUAUCACAGCAGAGAAUGUUGACUGCUUUGACAGUGGCGUAAUCUGCAGAAAAUCUCUUUUCAUCUCUAUUGGUCGUUCCUUCGUAGUGUUUGAUGAUGACUCCGGUAGACCUAACCCAUCCAGUGUGAUCGACAGGCAGAAGGUAUAUAUCUGGCAAGCAGGAUACUACACUAUUGUCCAUCUGCUUGGGGAAGACCUCACAGUGCUUUGGGACGGAAAAACCACCAUCCAUAUACAGGCUGGACCUCGCUGGCAGGGCAAACUAUCUGGUCUGUGUGGGAACUUUGACCAGAAGACAGCGAAUGAGAUGAGAACACCAGAGAACAUCGAUUCAUCCACACCGCAGGAGUUCGGCAACAGCUGGACAGCUGCAGAGUGUGUGAACAGCCCUGAUAUAAGGCACCCCUGCAAUUUGAACCCGCUUCGGGAGCCCUUUGCAAAAAGACAGUGUGGGAUUUUGCUAAGUGAAGUGUUCCAAAUCUGCCACCCAGUGGUAGAUGUCACGUGGUUUUAUAUGAACUGUCUGGUGGAUACAUGCGCCUGCAAUCGUGGAGGAGACUGUGAGUGUUUCUGCACAAGUGUUGCUGCCUAUGCCCAUCGCUGCUGCCAGAAGGGCGUGACUGUCGACUGGCGCUCGCCUUCCGUCUGCCCGUAUGACUGUGAAUACUACAACAAAGCUUUAGGGAAAGGUCCAUUUAAGCUGAUGACCUACAGAGAGAGAGGCACACUGUUGGCAGCCAAUAAGACAAGUGGACUGGUGUUUCCAAAGAGCGAUACGGCCAGAACGGAUGAUGUUGUGACUCUGUUUAUGAUGACACCAGGCCUCAGCAAAGCCAGACCACAUGACUCAUCACUAGUGUCAUUUGAAGCAGCAGACAGACCCAAUUACUUCCUAAGAGCAGAGCGCAGUGGCCAGCUGAGACUGCAGAAAUGGGAAGAAACUGAGGCAUUCUGGGAUGCAGCUACCUUUGUUUUGCACAGGGACACGUGGAUCUCAGGCUUUGAUUCACUUGAGUCCUUAGCAAAGCCAGGUUUUUUUUUAAACUUCAUGCUGUCUGGACUCCAGCUUUUGAAAUACAGUCACUCAGAUCGGUACCGCAGAGCUACUUUAUUCAGAUUGACAGGCACUAUACCAGAUUAUCCAAUGGGUCCUCGAUGUCAGUGGCGGUAUGAAUCAUGCGUGAGUCCUUGUUUUAGGACAUGCAGUGAUCCAUCAGGUCUGAGCUGUACCAGCAUACUAAAGGUUGAAGGAUGCCUUCCCCAGUGUCCAAGUCACAUGGUUCUAGAUGAGGUCACUCAUAGAUGUGUCUAUCUGGAAGACUGCAUUAAGCCCGUUAUUAUUCCACCAUUCACGCCACCCACCACUACCAUAUCAUGGACAUCAUCUCCCACCUUAAUUUCUACUUUGAGUGGUCCAGCGGUUUCAAUAUCAGCCACCUCUAAAACUUUGUCAGAGUCAAGCACCACUGCUUUCACACCUACAACACACAUGCCACUUACAGAAAAGCUUACCUCUUCUGCUGUCAGACCUGAGCUGGUGGAAACUAUUACCACAUUAACAACAUCCUCUUCCUCCUCAAGCCCGCUGGCUUCCACUGAGAGAGCAACUAGAUUACCGAGCACUACUCACAGUCCAACUACUCACAGUCCCACUACUCACAGUCCCACUACUCACAGUCCCACUACUCACAGUCCCACUACUCACAGUCCCACUACUCACGGUCCAACUACUCACAGUCCCACUACUCACAGUCCAACUACUCACAGUCCAACUACUCACAGUCCAACUACUCACAGUCUAACUACUCACAGUCCAACUACUCACAGUCCUACUUCUCACAGUCCAACUACUCACAGUCCCACUUCUCCUACCACAAUGCACACUAGCCCUGUGUCUGUCUCGGCAUCCCUCCUAGUGACCUCUACAACGAGCAGACCAACAGAGUCUUCAACGCCACUCACCAAUACCACAACUAUGCCCUUACCGCUGACUACUAGCCAUGGUUUGUCAUCUACCUCAAGUAAGGAGCCAACCAGAGUAAGCACUCCAGUCUCAACUAGCAUGAGCACUACACAAGCCACCACCCCAACAGUUAGAGUUUCGUCUCCCCUCACCUCUAGUACUAAGACCCCCAAAGUGUCAGAGGCCUUCACACUUACUGAAAAGACCACAGCUCCCACUGUGAUGUCUAGUGGUAGCACACAGACUGUUUCUGAAACCAUCAGCACAACAAAGUUGACUUCACCAGCAGCCAUAAUGUCUACUUCAGUCACCACAUCAAAUAUCACAUUUUCUACAUCUACGCACACUCUGAAGACAACACCAGAGAAGAGUACCUCUGAGAUCCCGAAGCCUUUGGAUACAACUACAUCGAAAACCAUUUCUACAUCCUCUACGGAUACAGACUGGUCAACCACCCUCACACCAUUAAAAUCCACUAGUUUUGCAACUCAAACAACACCUUUAAUUUCUUCAACGUCAACCUCAGAACAACCUGAAACAUCCAAAACUACAGUAUCCAUCUCUACAGGUGCUCCAACAAGCCACAUCACCACGAUGUCUUCUCAAUCCACUGUAUUUGUGCCAACAGAAACCACAACAAAAACAACCCAUCUGCCGACAUCUGUUGUGCACACCUAUCCAACAACUGGUGUUGCAACAACUAAGAGGGCAUUGGAGGAAGACUGGACAGAAACCCAAACUACAUCAACUCUGUCUAUGUCACCAGAAACCACCCAAACCAGUACUAGAACAACAGAGACCAUACCUUCCACCCAUACCACCAUCCUUUUCACCUCACCACCUACAGAGACGACGUCAACAACACUACUCACAUCACAUGUGCCACUAACUGACCAGUCAACAUCUACAGCUACAUCCACUUCUACCACACAGGGCAUUACAGAGCCACAUUGGGGUUUAGUGUCCACAACUGCUCACCUUACAGACAAAGUCAGCACAUCACCACCACCUCCACCUUUGACGACCACUCCCACAACAACUGCACUGCGUGAGACAACCUCAUCUUUACCAUCUACACUCACAACGACAACCACUGAAGCGUCCAAAGCUCCGACAGAAACAAGUGUCACUUCUGAAAAAUCUCUGCUGACUUUCACCACAACUGAGAAAGAAAUGGUUUCCCCCAUGCAAACAUCCACAACCAGACCCUCGACCAUCCAACCCGUCACAGGGACAACUAGAGUUUCUUUCGAAACAGAUAAAGCUGUGCUGUUUACAUCUGCGACAACACAGACGUCAACAUUGCUGAGCGAGAUCGUGACCACUUUUCCUUCCAAAAUGACUUCAACCCAUGAAACCACACAAGGAGAAACUCCAACCACAACUAGCAUUCCACCUCAAACCAGCACCGACACUACAAUGACAACACAACACACUACCAUAUAUACAGAAAAGAUGACCACUGUUUCUACAGAUACAACUACCACUAGUAUCUCUUCUGAAACCACCACAUCUGGAUAUACAGAGCACACUACUGAAUCUGGUCUAACCACUACACCGCUAUCAAUAACUGAAACGACUACAUCUGCUCCAGUGACCAGUUUGGCACCCGUUGUUACCCAGGCCAGCAGUACCACACAGUCCCCUGCGUCUCCAACUGUUACAGAGAGGAUUCCCGUAACUAGUGUAAGCCCCUCUACUGAGCGCCCUCUGGUGGAUGAACAUACAUCUCCAUCCACACCGCCCGCUCCAGAUACUGCUCGAACAACACUUGACUGGUCAGUUACGACCAGCCCUUCCUACACUACACUACCAGAGCAAAGGAUGACAAGCCAGACACCCGCAGCACCAAAAACGACCACUCUCAUGCCCGGCAGAGUAUGCACUUCUCCAUAUGCAGAGGUAGUGGAUGAAUGCACCAAGCUUAUUUGUGUGAGUGGCCAGUUGCUUCUCUUCAAUAAAUCUCAGAGCUGCCCAUAUGAUCCUACACCUCCAAACUGUGGUCUGCUUGGUUUUGCUGUACUGGUCAAUGGUGAUAAGUGUUGUCCACGAUGGAACUGCCCGUGUCGUUGUUCGGUGUUUCCGGAUCUGAAUGUGAUCACGUUCGAUGGCAACAGUGUUGCGGUUUAUAAAGCUGCGUUAUAUGUAGUGACUCAACUUCCCAAUGAGACUGUCAGCAUCCUGGUGCAGGAAUGUUCUGGAGCGGAUGACACUCUUGUGUGGAAUUUUACUAAUUUGUGUCUGGCAGCUUUGAACAUCACUUACAAAUCCCACGAAGUUGUCAUCAACCGUCUGCAGAGACGUCUAUAUGUAAACUCCAGGUAUGCAAAGCCACGUUUCAAGAAGUUUGGAUUUGAGAUUCUGGACACAGGAAACAUGUAUUUAAUCCGAAGUCCAGCGGGAUUGAAGAUCCAGUGGUUUCACACUACAGGAAUGAUGGUGAUUGAGAUGGACAGCUAUAACAACAGACUGCCCACCAUGGGCUUGUGUGGUAGUUGUGAUGGUAAUCCAUUGAAUGAUCUGACACUACCUAAUGGUACAGUUGUAUCAGAACAAGAGGAUCCAGCAGUGUUCAUCGAUAGCUGGCAGAUUCCCAACACCACCAGCUAUGUCAGUAACAGCAGAAGGAGGGAGGUCAACUGUACCACCAGCGAUUGUUCCCUGUGCAUGAGCAUGUUGCACAAACACAGCUUCACCAUUUGCCAUCCUUAUGUGCCUCCAGCGACUUUCUGUGAGAUGUGGGUGAAAGAUAUGGAGUAUGUGAAGAAACCAUGCAUUGCUUUGGCCGCUUAUGCUGCAUCCUGCCACAAAUUCAACAUCUGUAUAGAAUGGAGGAGCCCUGAUUUCUGCCCAUUUACAUGCCCUGAAAAUCUGCGGUAUCAGGCCUGUUUGCCCGCCUGCACUGCCCCAUCCUGUCCAAACCAAGAGUUUGAGUUUGUCCCAGAACAAUGCACAGGUAUUUCCGAGGGGUGUGUGUGUCCGGAGGGAACUCUACUACAUCGGCCCUAUUCUGCACUCUGUAUUCCACCCAGCAAGUGCGCUUGCACUGAUAGUUUUGGAACUCCACGGGCACUGGGAGAGGUGUGGAAAGCCUCACUGGAUGGCUGCUGUAUGUAUAAAUGUGAGAAUGACAGCAUUGUGCCGGUGGAAUAUAACUGCAGUAACAUCCCUCACCCAGUCUGCACGCGUACAGGAGAGAUUAGUGUCAAUCUGGCAGACGACAGCAGCUGCUGCCCUCACAAAGCUUGUGUUUGUAAUCAGAGUAUGUGUGAGGCAGCUCUUCCAGACUGUAAAUAUGGAGAGAAGCUGGUGUCGUAUCAUAGGCAGGACUCCUGCUGUCCGGAAUAUAUGUGCGAAUGUGACCCUGAUCAGUGUGUCCUGGACAUUCCUGUGUGUCGAGAGGAUCAGACAUUGAUCGCCACUCGUACAGAAGGCAGCUGCUGUGUGGCCCACAUCUGCAUGUGUGAUAAAUGCUCUGAGGCAGCCCCUGUGUGUCAGGCAGGAGAGCUGCUUAUCGUCGACACCAACAGCACAGAGCGCUGCUGUCCAGCUUAUCACUGCUUGUGUGAGCCCUCUCGAUGCUUGGAGAUCACAUGUCCUGCUGGCAUGACAGCAGUUUCCACAAAGACUCCAGGCCAAUGCUGUCCAUUACAGACAUGUGAAUGCGCAUGUGACAAAAUUCUUCGCCCUACAUGUUCUCUGGGAGAGAGUGUACAGUUAGACAGAGCAUUUUUGUCUGAUCCUGAAAACCAUUGUAACUGCAAACGAUUCACGUGUGUGAGAGAGCCGGUGUGUGUGGAUGGGACGAGGGGAGUGAUGCGGCCGGGGCAGACACUGGUUGAGCACCGUGAUCAGGGUGUGUGUUACACUACACAAUGCACAAACAAGCUGAACCCUGCCACAGGUUUCCAUCUUCUCAAAGCAACCAGCACCAACUGCACUGCACGCUGUCAGCCUAACCAGAUUUACAUCCCUCCUAAAGACUCCAGCAACUGUUGUGGGUUCUGUAAAAACAUUUCUUGUCCACAGCGGAAUGAAAAUGGAUCUGUAACCAUGUACAAGCCAGGACGUAGCUGGGUGUCUGACUGCAUGCAUUAUGAGUGCACAGACACUCUAUCAGGACCUGUGCUCGUCUCCCACCCCUACAGCUGUCCUCCCUUCAAUGAAACCGAAUGCAUGAAGAUCGGUGGCACUGUUGUGAGUUACAUGGAUGGUUGCUGCAAGACAUGCGCUGCAAACUCCCUGUUCCCCUUCUCUGUUAGCCCUUUGAAACCCACAGUUAGCACAAACUGUGAACAAGGUAAAGAAGAUGGAAAGUCAUGUCAGAAAGUGACGGUGAGGAUGACUAUUAGAAAAAACGACUGCCGUAGCAACAGACCAGUCAACAUAGUGUCAUGUGAUGGAAAGUGUCCGUCUGCAAGUAUUUACAACUACAACAUCAACACGUAUGCCCGCUUUUGUAAGUGCUGCAGAGAGAUGGGGCUGCAGCGUCGUUCAGUUCAACUUUACUGUAGUGGAAACUCCACAUGGGUCAGUUACUCCAUACAGGAACCUACAGACUGUUCCUGCCAGUGGUCAUAAGCCUAUAAAAAAGUGUAAACCAUAAAAGAAAGUGUUACUUAAAAUUCAACUUGAAAGUUAACUUCACCAUGAGAUCUGAAGUUUAAAAUAGUGUUGUUUUUCAUGAAACUUCUCACAUAAUAUCUCAGAGAAUGGUAGAAAUUUGGGUGGCUUAUUUGAAGUGUAAGAAAUGUGGAAGCACUGUGUCAAUAAAAUGAUGCAGGAUUUAAAA
This is a messenger RNA of Misgurnus anguillicaudatus (oriental weatherfish), 9900 nucleotides long. It is a transcript of the gene otog, whose product is annotated as otogelin. Gene Ontology annotation, biological process: L-arabinose metabolic process. The record is from RefSeq and is a predicted model, not a curated record. Lineage: Eukaryota; Metazoa; Chordata; Actinopteri; Cypriniformes; Cobitidae. Gene Ontology annotation, molecular function: protein binding; alpha-L-arabinofuranosidase activity. Gene Ontology annotation, cellular component: extracellular matrix.